CCAACAUGUACGUACCACUUAGCCACUUCCUUAUAAAAUGCUGAAUAUGAGAAAUGAAGAAGCACAAACUCAACCGCACUAUUGCUAAUUUCCUACUUUCUGUUCAUUUCUUGCUGUGUUAUCAAUCCAAACUUAACUUUCAGUCUCCAUUAACUAUGGCAGCUGAUGCACUACUUACUGAUCUCUUUAAGCAGUUGGCUUCAACCAUUUCUCAGCUGGCUAAAGAAGAGAUCAAGUUGCUUGGUGGCGUUGAUGAUGAAGUCGAAAAGCUUCAAGACAAGCUCGGAUUCAUCAAGGCAAUGAUGGACGAUGCCGAGGAAAGACAUGCAGUGAAGCAGCAUACUGGGAAGCUUUGGUUAGCGAAGCUCCAAGACAAAUACUACGAGAUGGACGACGUUUUGGACACCUGGAGCACUGCAAGGAUCAAAGCAGAGAUAGAGAAAGAAGAAGGAAAACCAGCUGAUGUUAACGCUCCUGCUGUUGUGAAGAAGAAGGUAUGCUCCUUCUUCCCAUCUCCAUCAUGUUGUUUUAACCUUCCACUGCGUCAUAAUCUUGGUCACAAUGAUCUUGGUCACAAGAUUAGAAAACUGAAUGAAAAAUUAGAUGAGAUUUUCAAUGACAGAGUGAAGUAUGGGAUUGACUUUAACAGGCAACCUGAAGUAGUUGAGCGACCGAUAACUACAUCCUUUGUGGAUGAGUCCGAUAUAAUUGGUCGUGAUAACUAUAGGGAGGAGCUGUUGAGCAACCUCUUAGGCAUGGGUAGCCCAAAGGAAAGAAAUCCCCGUGUCAUAUCUUUGGUGGGCAUGGGAGGUCUUGGAAAAACCACUCUUGCCCAAAUAGCCUACAAUCAUAGUGAGGUGAAAGCUCAUUUUGAAAAAAGAAUAUGGGUUUGUGUUUCUGAUCCUUUCGAUCAGUACAAGGUUGCCAACGAAAUCAUUGAAUGUCUUGAGGGUCAACCUCCCAACGAUACUGAAUUACAAAGUUUGUUAGUUAAACUUUGUAGUUUGAUUAGGGGAAAGAGGUUCUUUCUUGUCCUAGAUGAUGUGUGGACUGAAGACUUCACAAAAUGGGAGCCAUUCAGAAAUGCACUCAAAUGUGGUGCCGAAGGUAGUAGAAUUCUAGUGACCACACGUAAAACUGGGGUUGUAAACAUGAUGGAGAGUUCCCUCAUAAUUGAUUUGGGGGUAUUAUCCAUCAAUGACUGUUGGUUGAUUAUCAAGAGAAUAGCAUUUUCUGAUGAUUAUGGGGAGCAAUAUAGGGAUUUAGAAGAGUUGGGCAAACAACUAGCAAAUAAGUGUAAAGGUUUGCCACUUGCUGCAAAGAUUCUAGGGAGUUACCUACGUGGCAAGAUGAGUAAAAAAGAGUGGGAGAAGGUUUUGCACAAUGAUUUAUGGCACUUAGAAGAUAUUGAAAAUGGUCUUUGGGGGCCAUUUUUUUUGAGUUAUUAUGAAUUGUCUUCAUCCGAGAAACAAUGUUUCUUAUUUUGUGCUGUCUUUCCGGAAGAUUAUGAAUUCGAUAAAUUUGAGUUAAUCAUCAAUUGGAUGGCACAAGGAUAUAUCAACUCAAAAGAAAAUAUAGAGAUGGAAGUCAGAGCAGAGCACUACUUUGAAAAUUUAGUCAUGCGCUCUUUUUUUCAAGACUUUAAGAAAGAUGAUAAUGAUGGUAAAAUUGUAAGUUGCAAAAUGCAUUUGCAUGACUUUGCGAAAUCAAUGGCAAAAGAUGUGUGCUUCGAAAUCAAUUAUAGUAGUGAUAAGGUUGAGAAAGACUUUCAGAGGGCUCGCCAGUUGUCAUUAAUAGUUAAAGAAACAUUUCCUGAGUAUGUGUAUAAUGCAAAAAAUCUUCGCUUCUUCCAUUUGAAUUUUUGGUCUUCUAAGACUGUCCCGCCCGAGUUAUUUGAUCAUUUGACAUGUUUGCGGACAUUGCAUUUGGAAGGUCAAUCCACUCUAGAACUUCCAAAUGAGGUGGAGAAAUUAAUACAUUUAAGAUACCUCAAGUUAUCUUGUAUUAGUUUAAAAGAUUUGCCUGAAACAGUUUGUAAUUUAUGUAAUUUACACAGUUUGGAUGUUCGUAAGUGUCUUAAACUUGAGAAAUUACCUCAAGGGAUGGGUAAAUUAAUUAAUUUAAGACACCUUCUACUUCAUGAUGAUGGUAAAAUCAAAUCAUUUCCAAAAGGAAUUGGGAGAUUAACUUGUCUUAGAAUGUUAACUUACUUCCCUGUUGCUAUAGGCGGUGAGGGUGAUGAAAUAUGUAAAUUGGGAGAGUUAAAAAAUUUGAGCCACCUUCGUUUUUUGCGUCUAAAAUUUGACACAAUAGAUGAAAAGACAAAGUUAAGAAGAAGAAUGGACGAUGAUGUAUUGGUUUUGAAUGGUCUAGAGUCACCUCCACGCUUGGAAUCUCUAAAAAUUGAGUUCUACAUGGGCACCCGACUGUAUCCUAUUUGGAUGAUGUCCUUGACUACAUUGAAAAAGCUUACUCUUAGUCAAUGCUUGACGCUAGAGUGCUUGCCUCCUCUGGGGAAGCUGCCGCUUCUUGAAUCAUUAGUGAUAGCAUCCACAGAAAAUGUUCGAAAGGUGGGAGAUGAAUUUCUGGGAAUCGAAUUAGAACCCAAGAACAAAACCAAAAAUAAGAAAGACGACUAUGACAUCGUAUUUCCAAAUCUGAAAUUUCUCAAAUUUCUGUAUCUGGACAACUGGGAAGAAUGGAAAGAGAUCGGAGCAGCGAGAGAAGAAGUAGAGAAUGGUACUCUAAGAAUAAUGCCACAUCUUCAAUCCUUGAGAAUUAACUAUUGUCCUAAGCUGAAGUCACUGCCAGGCUUUAUUUGUACUACUCAAAUCCCAUCUCUCUACGAAUUGGUGAUCAACGAAGAACCAUCUCUCUACGAAUAUGGGAUAGGAGAGGAGUGGGACAAGAUUUCUCAAAUCCCAAACGUCAAAAUUGGUUACCGGUAUGUGCAAAGAGACGGUCAUGAAGUCAAAAGUUUACUCGGAAGUCUCAUCGAUUCAAAAGAAUUCUCACAUCCCAAAUAUCAACAUUAAUUGAGAUUUUGUGAAUGAUGAUGCUGCAAUAGGAAAGGGAAAUAAAGGCUCUUUUAUUGAUGUUUGGAAUGGUUUUAGCUCUAUCUCUUCUGCUUGAUCUCUUCUCUCUCGGCUCAGAUCCUUAUCAACACCCUUUCCGCAUUCUCCAGACUUUAUGUGUUUUUUGGUGGUGCAUAUUAAUUAAAUAAAUGGUGGAAGAGCUCAACAUUAAGACGAUGAUCUUCACACCAUCGCAAGAAAAUCCAGACCUUGUUAAUUGUUUCUGUUGCAGCUGACAAAUAUGUUUUAAGAGGAGAUCGAACUUACAAAGGGGCUUCUAUUAUCUUUGAGAUUUUAGAGGUUUAAUGCUGGAAAUCAGGAGGCAUGAUCUUUAAGUUGCAAUUGUGGGAAUAUUGAAGGCAAUUAAUGACAUUCCAGUACUACUCAAGCCAUACUCAGCUUCAAAAUUUGAUGGUUAUUGAUAUGUCAUUUGGAUUCGGCACUGCUGAGAGGGCUAAACAAGCUAUUCAUCACCUCAUGUUAAAUCAGAAAGCAUUGAGAAUGGUAUCAGUGUGGUCUAAGUUAACGGGCCACUACAAUGGUUCAUCUGUUCUUUACUUCUAUCUAAACAAACCUUAGGCAUCCUUAAGUGAUCACCAUUGGUCAAUCCAGGUUGCUAACUGGGGCACAGCCAUCUGAGUCAUGUUUUUAAUUUGAAAUCAUUGGGAAAAGACUGAAAGAAAAUGGGCACAUGGUUAUAUUAAUAGUUGAAGGUACUUCUUUCUGAAAGCAUGCAUACAAAAGACCAGCAGGAUGCUACUCCAGCAUGUGAGUACGUGUAUAUCUCAGAAGAUGAAGGUUUACAUAACAGGAUGAGAUGGAACUCGGAAAGGGGUCUCUGUGAUUUUUUAGUAAAUGAGGAGCCAUGGUCUUUAAGUUGCAAUUUCAGGAACAUCGAAUGAUGAGGACAUGCCAGUACUGUUCAUGCCAUACUCGACUUUUGAAAUUUGAUGAAGGCUCAACAAGAUAUUCAUGCAGCCCAUAUUAACUCAAAAGGCAUUGAGAAUGGUAUCAGUCGUCGAGUUAAUGGGCCACUUCAGUGGGAAAACGUUGGGCUUCUGAUCCCCUACUCCUUUGCAAAUCUGCCUCCAACAAUGCGUGUGCAAAAAUCCACUCAAACUUCAUGGAAGGUUGAUAGAAGAUGCCCUUAGAAACUGACAAUGGCAAACAGAAUUGCGAGGCAGCAAUACCAGAUGCUUGGAUGCGUGAACCAAAGAUCAGCUCAUCAGGGCUUAUUUAUUUCUCCCUACCAAAAGAAACAAUACCCACAUAUAUAGAAAGUUUGGCAAGAACUUGGGGAUAUAAGCAAAGAUCCUAAACAGCCAAUGAAUUUGAACCUAAUGGAGAAGCACAGUCUUAUAUUGGUGAAAAUCGUUGAGCAAGGAUGCACUUUAGAUAGCCACGUCUUACAUUCUGGUGCAAGAUAUAUUUGCAAUGUCAAAAGAUAAAAAGAAGGAGAAAGUCUAUUCUAAGCAAUUUCAGUGGUUACCCCCGAUGCACACCACCAUGCUUACACUCCUUGCCAUUCAAUUUGGCCUAUCUCUCAUCUGCACACCAUUCCUUUAGAGAGAUGUGCAUUUUUGUAUGCGUUUGUCAUGGAUGCUCCUAUAAGCUUUUACUCAUCUUUUCAUUCGUUCUUUGAUUGAGGUUUAUUGGAGUAGUUCUACUGCUCAUGCUCUUUUUUUUCCAAUUUUUAUUCAUUGGAUUCUUUUGCAUUUGGGUUUAGAGGAGUUUCCCGCAUUUGAGCCUGUUCGUAUAGUUGCUCUUAUAGGUGCCACCUUUCUUAGGCAGAGGGAUGCUCAGAUGAGAGCAAGCUCUAAAUGCCCUAAAGUUGAGUCGUUUGGUGUCGUACCUCCUCCUCCCUCUUCUACAGGUGAUACUACUGCUUAGGAGUUUGUUGAUCCUACUGCUGCUGUUCCUCCACCUUCUACUUCGGAUGAUUCAAACAUUCGACGUAUGUUGGAGACUGUCAUGACUGUUCAGGCAGCUCAUGGUCAGCUUUUGGUGGACAUGCUUGAUGACCUUCGUGCUUUGCAAGUCUAUUUUUGGAGAGACUUAGACGAUCACCUCCACCACCUCCUUUUGAUGAUGAGUGAUUGCCCUUUGGAAAUUCGUCACAAAAAGGGGGGGUACAUUUUGUUUAAGUUCGUGUUUUGUCACGAAUUGCCAAAGGGGGAGUUUGUUAGGUUCUAAGGAAUUAGGAACUAAUGUAUUAGAACUUCAUUUUGUAAUGUUGGCAAACCAUGAUCAAAACGUUUUAGUCUUGUUUAGACUUGCUCAAAGUAUAUGUUUUUAUGUAAAGUUGGAAUCGAGUGACUGUAGGAUUUACUGUGUAAAUCUUCCUGGCUCGAUCGAUUAAGAAUUAGACUCGAUCGAUCGAAGCUCGUGCAGAUUUUUUUUUUGCAGAAUUUUUCAACUUAGCCCAAGCCCGUUUGACGUGUAGGGUUUUAUGUUUUGCCUUAAGUAUAAAAGGGAAAACCCUAGCCGCGUUUUGUGGUUGCUCUUUAUGCUGUGUGUGUGAAUCUUUUAUGAGAUCUAGAGGUGGUUGCCUUCACAUACACUUAGGGUUAUCAAGAACGAGAUUUAUGUCAAGAGCUUGAUGAUCAAUUCAGUUGCUGUUUCAAGAGCUUAAAGAUAUACAAGUGGGAGUGCUUGUGCUUGCUGUGAAUCCAAGAGAGAAGUAGUCUGUGGACUCGGAGCUAUCACGUGGUCGUGGUAGUAAGUUUCCUACUCGAGGUAGCAAUAGGAUGUUAGUGGUCUAAGUCGCUAUUGUGUAAACUUCAAUUCUCUAUAAUGGAUUUGUUUUACCUUGAGGAUA
This is a messenger RNA of Quercus robur (English oak), 5892 nucleotides long. RefSeq names its product putative disease resistance protein RGA3. Gene Ontology annotation, biological process: defense response to other organism. The record is from RefSeq and is a predicted model, not a curated record. Bases 54 to 3035 code for a protein of 993 amino acids. Lineage: Eukaryota; Viridiplantae; Streptophyta; Magnoliopsida; Fagales; Fagaceae. Gene Ontology annotation, molecular function: ADP binding. The transcript is spliced from 14 exons.